AUGGACAAAUACAAAGUAACUUCAUUACAAGAAGAAAGAGGUAAAAAUCGAAUACCAUACUCUUACUGGGAAGAUACUCUAUACUUGAAAGAUACUCCACACUCUCGUCAAGAAAAUAUUUUAUUAAAUAGAAAUAGAAGCCAAACUCCAUACUUUCAAUUAAGCAGGAAUAGAAGUCGAACUCCAUAUUCUCGUCAAGAAGAUACUUUGUUAAGCAGAAACAGAAGUCAAACUCAAUAUUCUCCAUUAAAUAGAAGCGCAAGUCAAACUCGAGAAGAUAUUUCGUUAAGAAGAAAUAGAACUACAAGUCCUAUUAUAAACAUAUUGGCUGACAAAGUUUGUGCACUUGGUGAAGAAUG
Molecule: messenger RNA, 359 nt
Organism: Funneliformis caledonium
Lineage: Eukaryota; Fungi; Glomeromycota; Glomeromycetes; Glomerales; Glomeraceae
Source: the annotation of a GenBank genome assembly